AUGACUCCACAAGCCAUCAACAACAAUCACACCAGCGAGGAGGCCGAGAUGGCUCUCUUAAAACUUGCUCAAUGUGCCAGCGCUCUUGUCCUCUCCGGAUUCAAAUUCCGUAACAGGAAAGUCACAGUUACCACAAAGAGGACCAACAAGCCAGGAUUCGGAAAGACAACGGCUUCACGUUCACAAUGUCAUGCGAAGCCACGUCCGGGACAAAGAGUGACAAUUGUCAAAUAUGUCAAUGUUAAUGCUACAGUAAAUGUCUUUAAGUCAAAGCGUUCUGCUCCGUAUUAA
Molecule: messenger RNA, 291 nt
Organism: Caenorhabditis elegans
Lineage: Eukaryota; Metazoa; Nematoda; Chromadorea; Rhabditida; Rhabditidae
Gene: T08B6.1
Product: 60S ribosomal protein L35a
Exons: 1
Coding region: 1-291 (96 amino acids)
Source: RefSeq, marked reviewed